CCUCUCCGGCAGAACAAGGCUGGCCUUUGUACUCGUCUGCACUCAUACAGGGAUAUACGCCUGGAAGUUGGUGAGAAAUGGGCUAUACAAGAAGGAUCACUGGUUGUCUGUGUCGAUCCGUCUUACACUCAGCUCAUUCGCCAAGAGAAGCUUCCGGACGAGUUUGACAUCACUACUGGCGAUUUCUAUAUUGUUUGCAGUUUAUAUGCGGAUCUGUGGGCCCUUUGCCUCAAAAUAUCUUUCGAACGACUGGCAAACGAUGGCAUAGACGAAACUUUGGCGGAGUGCUCUACACAUCUUGGCUUUCUUCCACUCUGCGCAGUGACGCUAGCAGCCAACUUUAGUUCGUUCAUCCAAAGAUGUCAAUCUGUGAACGAAACAUCGAAAUACCCCGGUAACGGACUUCCUGUUAUGCCACCAGAACGCUCACACAGUCUUAAUGCAAGCAAGCAGUUCUUCCAGGGAGAUCGACUUCAUAUCGGUUUGCCUAGUAUUGUCUACGACACUUAUAAUACGUUGUCCUUGGGAGCUAUCGAUAUGGAUUUUGUACCUCUGGACUCCACUCUACAGCAGUUAUUCUCUUCCAUCGGGGCUCGGCGGGAUAGUGUGCAUAAACUUGGAAAACGUAUGUCACCUUGGAAGCUCUGGCGCGGAACAAAGUCUCCAGAUCCAGGAUUGCCAGAAAGGGAAAGACGGGUUUCGUUCCGAGAUUAUUCUGGUCUGCAGGGCUUCGGGAAUGGGUCCAGGUGGAGUUCUUUCUCUUCUGCUGCAAGCCAAGGAAGGAAAUGGUUCUCACCUCGUGCCCCAUUUAAUGGACAUCGCCGAGGCAUCCGGGGUCUGAUGGGAGGACAUGAUGGGCUCCAAGGUCAUACACGGGGAAACUCCACUGCAUCCGAUCCUUUGAGCUAUUAUUUGUAG
Aspergillus ruber CBS 135680 is the source of this 918-nucleotide messenger RNA. RefSeq lists its product as uncharacterized. The transcript has a single exon. NCBI's taxonomy places the organism in Eukaryota, Fungi, Ascomycota, Eurotiomycetes, Eurotiales, Aspergillaceae. The record is from RefSeq and is a predicted model, not a curated record. The annotation marks the transcript as partial.